Messenger RNA from Diaporthe citri, 288 nucleotides. RefSeq lists its product as uncharacterized. NCBI's taxonomy places the organism in Eukaryota, Fungi, Ascomycota, Sordariomycetes, Diaporthales, Diaporthaceae. The transcript is spliced from 2 exons. Bases 1 to 288 code for a protein of 95 amino acids. The record is from RefSeq and is a predicted model, not a curated record.
AUGAAGACCACAACUCUCAUCACUGCUGCCCUUGUAGCUUUCACCCCACUUGUCCAGGCAGACAACUGCACUCCGGGGCUCAAUUACUGUGGCUAUGGUCUCCUGAGGAAAGGAAAUUACUAUAACCAGAUCAAUGCUGCACUCCUAACCAACAGGCAGUCGACUGACUCCAACCACAUCAAUCAAUCUCUCUUCAUGUGUAUUGGAGGCAACAACGGGGACAUCAGCUUCAUCAAGUACUGCGGCACCUGCCAGGACGGUGGAUCUGGUCGCAGUGACCACUGCUAA